Saccharomyces kudriavzevii IFO 1802 is the source of this 1869-nucleotide messenger RNA. It is a transcript of the gene SCC4, whose product is annotated as cohesin-loading factor complex subunit SCC4. The coding region runs from base 1 to 1869 and encodes 622 amino acids. Lineage: Eukaryota; Fungi; Ascomycota; Saccharomycetes; Saccharomycetales; Saccharomycetaceae. The record is from RefSeq and is a predicted model, not a curated record. The transcript has a single exon. Gene Ontology annotation, biological process: mitotic sister chromatid cohesion.
AUGGACAAUUCUAGCGAGAGGCUUAGCAUUUCACAAGUGUACCAGUUAGCUCACGAGUACCGGGACCAUGCAUAUUCGGUUGCGAACAGAAUCGGUUGCGAGGAGGAGUUGGCGCAAUACUAUUCCCUAAUUAACAUGUCUGUGCAGAUGUUCCAAAUACUGAAGAGGAAAUGCGCGCUUUCCGUCGUGGAGGAUAGCAAGGUCACUUUUGAAAUGGUGGAGUUGCUAAUACACGAGACGCAUAACUUUGAUUUAGCGGAGUUGUACAUUUCCAGUUUGAAAGAACGGCUACAGACGCACCAGAACAGCGUAGAUUUGGUGGAGGAAAUCAUGCAUUGCGAGUUUUUACUACUGCACGAUCUGCCGUUGAUGAGAGACACGAGAUUCCAUUACAAGAUUGCGCUGAGAAACUGCAAUGAAUUGGUGCAGUACAUGACAGGUCUGCAAGAUGAGAUGUAUCGAAACUGGGCAUCUGUAUUCCAGUAUGUCGGUGUGACGCUUUGCAUCAAACUAAGGCAACAUCGUAGGGUGAAGACGAGUUUUGCCGGGAUGCUCUCGCAACUGCGGGAGAAGUCGCAAUGGAAAUGGUUUUUGAACCUGUGUUACGUGAAUUAUCUACUGGAAGAGAGGUUCCCCAUCCCUGAAGCGGCGCUGGACGAGUUGGCAAGCACAGAGUUGAGCACAGUGGGGCCCGGGCUAUACGCGUGGAGGCUGGCAUUGGAGAUGGUGAUCCAGGUUUACAAAGACGGCAACAUCACCGAGCAUUUGAACGAAUUCAAGAAGUUUUUCGACGAGAACAAGCAAUCAUUGGCCGACGAUGGGGGCAGGGGGUGCAUGAUCGGCAUUGCGCCAGGGGUGACGCUAAGAGUGGACUUGCCCAUGAUUUUCCACUACAAGGAAUUGAAGAAUAUCCUGUUGUUGUUGCAGAGCGUCAGCUACAUCGUGAAUUGCUACGACGAGAAGGGGAACUUCUCGAGGAAGUUCCUGCCCAAGGUGUAUUCCACGACACAGAAGCUGAUAAAGACCAUCGCGGCCGGCGGUGUUUCGAUGAACGAGCUGGACUCGCGGAUCCAGACGUACAAGCGCAUUCUUGAAUUUUGCGAGUUUUACAAAGUGUGGGAGGAAACACUGCUGAAGGGGGCCGUGGUGGAGACGGAGUCUCCUAAGCCGGGGCCCUCGCCAGCCUAUGUGAAACUGCUACAGGCGAUGAAGGUCCAGUUUCAAGGUGGAGAGGCCGCGGAGGAGUACAUUCGGCUGGCACACUCAGGCGGCACAUCGAGCGAAGUGAAGAUGAUAUCGCUGCUGAAUGGCUACACAGUGCAGGCGGCAAGAGUGAGCCGGUCUUCGGCCGACCGGCAGGGCGAGCUCGUGGACCACUGCAACAAGGUGUGGCAGCAGGUGGAGAAACUGCUGCGAGAGACGGAUCUGCAGUUCAACCCGAUGUGGGAGUGCACUGUGAUGCUUCUGUGGCUGUUCAGCCAUUUCGAACCAUUCAGUUGGAACCCGCUGCCGUGCAGCGACAAGCAGCGCGCCGAAUACGUGUCGAAGCUUCGCGAGUUCUACUCCAGGAACAAGUUUGCGGGCACUGGGGACAGCCGGUUCAAGUUGAAGAAGGCCCUGCUGCUGCAGGUGCUAGUGAACUAUCUGGGCGGCCGGAUGCUGGAGCACGACCUGGGGGAGAUCCGCGCGAUCUCGGGAAAGUGUUUUGAGAUCUGCCGCCAGCAGGGCGGCAUGGACAAGGUCCAAUACGUGGUCGGCAUAUGGCAUCUAAUGAACUGCACGGUGGGGAUGCGGGGAAAGGACGUCGCUCUCACAAACGCGAAACUGGAGGCGCUGGUGAGGCAAGUCACCACCAGCGCCAAGAACUAA